Molecule: messenger RNA, 1478 nt
Organism: Rhopalosiphum maidis (corn leaf aphid)
Lineage: Eukaryota; Metazoa; Arthropoda; Insecta; Hemiptera; Aphididae
Gene: trus
Product: programmed cell death protein 2-like
Exons: 6
Coding region: 380-1435 (351 amino acids)
Cellular component (GO): cytoplasm
Source: RefSeq, a predicted model, not a curated record
UAUCAAUGAUAAAAUGUGGUUUAAAUGUGAAACUAUGAAUACUAAUUAGUUAUUACCUUAGUUAUUAGUAAAUAGUUAUUCUUAUUUCUUUUUACCCACGUGAUGGUUACUCAGGAAAUUUAAAUAAUGCUCAUUUCUUUGAUAUUUGAAGAGUAGUUAUUUAUACUACUUGAUGACAGUCUACGAUUAAAGAUGACCAUUUUGGGUUGACUGAUAUCUGUAUUUGUUUCAAUACAAAAAUCUUCAUAAAGACAUUCGUAUUUUAUUUUUUAAGAAAAAUUCUAUGUCAAUAUUUCCAUUUUCUGGUGCAUUUUAGAUUAACACAUUUGUAAUCAGACUUUGGUGUAAACUCAUAAUUGAUCGUGCAAAAGAAAAAAUAAUGUCAAAAGUAUCACGAAAAGUCUUAUUAGGUUUUGUGGAUGAACAUAUUGUAAAUGAAAGCUGUUCUGAUGAUGCAUAUACAAUAAAUAAAAUAGGAGGAUUGCCUGAUACCCUAAAUCAAAAUUUUUCUCCAAAAUGCCCACUAUGUAAUCGCCAGAUACCAUUACUCAUUCAAAUAUAUGCUCCUAUUAUAAAUUCUAUUUAUCAUAGAACAUUAUAUAUACAUGCAUGUGUAAGUCCAGGAUGUUGGAAUAAAUCUCAGAGUUGGAUAUGUUUGAGACGGCAGUGGAUCGCAGUAGAUCAUUAUAAGAAUAUGCAGCAGUCUACGACAUUUAUAGAAUGGUGUGAUGAUGCGGACAACUGGGGUGAAGAUCCAGUAGUUGAAGAGAAUGAUAACAUUACUGUUAAAAGCCAAGUAAUUGAAAUUUGUGCUUCUGCUAGUGCUGAGUUAGAAAAUUCUGAUGCUGAUGAUAAUGUAGUUGCUGAACCAAUUGAAAUUCCAAGUACAAAUUGUCUUCAAUUACUAGAUAAUAGAAAAGAAAUACCUUCAGAUCACUAUAAUAUGAAUAUAUAUUUCGAGCCGUAUUAUAUAUCAGUAGCUUAUGAAGAAUCAUCAGAUACAGUAAAAGAGCAUGCUAAUAACUUAUUACAAAACUAUCAAAAUAAUCAAACAAUUCUUGAAGAAAAGAAUGAAGGCUAUGAAAAAAGUUUACCAGCCCAUGGUGAUAAAUAUUUUGAAACAUUUGCAUCAAUUAUUAGAAAAAAUCCUGGUCAAAUCUUACGGUAUUGCCGUACGGAGGGUAAACCAUUAUUUUUAUAUGAAGAUAUUGAACCAAAUGAAUGUACCAACUGUCAAGGUAAAUUAUUAUUUGAGUUACAAAUUCUGCCAUCAUUAAUUACAUAUUUGAAACUAAUAUGCGGAGAGGAACAUCAUGGUAGUGGACAUUUAGAAUUCGGAACAGCUCUAAUAUACACUUGUGAAAAUAAUUGUUGGAAUGAAGGCGAUACUUAUAAGUAUGAAUGUGUUAUAGUUCAAGAAGAAAAACUAUUUUAAAUUGUUAUACUUAUUUAGUAAAAGGCUUAAAAAAUCAAUCAAA